Lynx canadensis (Canada lynx) is the source of this 5935-nucleotide messenger RNA. It is a transcript of the gene MYO5B, whose product is annotated as myosin VB. The record is from RefSeq and is a predicted model, not a curated record. Gene Ontology annotation, biological process: vesicle transport along actin filament; actin filament organization. Lineage: Eukaryota; Metazoa; Chordata; Mammalia; Carnivora; Felidae. Gene Ontology annotation, cellular component: cytoplasm; actin cytoskeleton; vesicle. Gene Ontology annotation, molecular function: ATP binding; microfilament motor activity; actin filament binding.
CGGCGGGGCAGGUCGAGGGGAAAGAGACAGGGAAACUCUCGGCCGGCCCGGGAAGAUGGCGCCAGGCGGGCCGGCCGUGAACUGAGAGCCGGCGGGCGGAGAGGAGUCGGGACCUGCCGCCCAGCGGGGCACGAGCGAGGGCCACACGCCAGGCGCGGUGCCCGGGCUCGGGCCGGCCCGCGGGGUCAUGUCGGUCAGCGAGCUCUACGGCCAGUACACGAGGGUCUGGAUCCCUGACCCUGAUGAAGUGUGGCGCUCAGCUGAGUUAACCAAGGACUACAAGGAGGGAGACACGAGCCUCCAGCUCAGACUGGAAGAUGAAACGAUUCGGGAAUACCCUAUUGAUGUCCAAAGCAACCAGCUGCCCUUUUUGCGGAAUCCAGAUAUCUUGGUGGGAGAAAAUGACCUAACUGCCCUUAGCUAUCUACAUGAGCCUGCAGUUUUGCAUAAUUUAAAGGUCCGUUUCCUGGAGUCGAACCACAUCUACACUUACUGUGGUAUCGUGCUUGUUGCCAUUAAUCCUUAUGAACAGUUGCCAAUCUAUGGUCAAGAUGUCAUCUAUGCCUACAGUGGCCAAAACAUGGGGGACAUGGACCCCCACAUCUUUGCUGUGGCAGAAGAAGCCUACAAGCAGAUGGCCAGAGAUGAGAAGAACCAGUCCAUCAUAGUCAGCGGGGAGUCCGGAGCCGGCAAGACUGUGUCAGCCAAGUACGCCAUGCGCUAUUUUGCCACGGUGGGUGGCUCGGCCAGUGACACCAACAUUGAAGAGAAGGUCCUGGCAUCCAGUCCCAUCAUGGAGGCCAUUGGAAAUGCUAAAACCACUCGCAAUGACAACAGCAGCCGUUUUGGGAAGUACAUUCAGAUUGGCUUUGAUAAAAGGUACCACAUCAUUGGUGCCAACAUGAGGACCUACCUGUUGGAGAAGUCCAGAGUGGUCUUUCAGGCAGAUGACGAGCGGAAUUACCACAUCUUUUACCAGCUCUGUGCUGCCGCCAGUCUCCCGGAAUUUAAGGAGCUUGCACUGACAUGCGCAGAGGACUUCUUCUAUACCUCACAGGGAAGAGACACGUGUAUCGAGGGUGUCGAUGAUGCCGAGGACUUUGAGAAGACGCGGCAAGCCUUCACACUCCUCGGAGUGAGAGAGUCCCAUCAGAUAAGCAUUUUUAAGAUAAUUGCUUCUAUCCUGCACCUUGGAAAUGUGGAGAUUCAGGCUGAGCGUGAUGGUGAUUCCUGUAGUAUAUCACCUCAGGAUGAACACUUGAACAGCUUCUGCCGACUGCUAGGGGUGGAGCACAGUCAGAUGGAGCACUGGCUAUGCCAUCGAAAGCUGGUCACCACCUCAGAGACCUACGUCAAGACUAUGUCCCUGCAGCAGGUGGUCAAUGCCCGCAACGCCCUAGCCAAGCACAUCUAUGCCCAGCUGUUCGGCUGGAUUGUGGAGCACAUCAACAAGGCCCUGCACACGCCUCUCAAGCAACACUCCUUCAUUGGCGUCCUGGACAUCUAUGGGUUUGAGACAUUUGAGGUGAACAGCUUUGAGCAGUUCUGUAUCAACUAUGCGAAUGAGAAGCUACAGCAGCAGUUCAACUCGCACGUGUUCAAACUAGAGCAAGAAGAAUAUAUGAAGGAGCAGAUACCUUGGACCUUGAUUGAUUUUUACGAUAACCAACCUUGUAUUGACCUCAUAGAAGCUAAACUGGGCAUCUUGGACCUGUUGGAUGAAGAGUGUAAGGUCCCUAAAGGAACUGACCAGAACUGGGCACAGAAGCUCUAUGACCGGCACUCUGGCAGCCAGCACUUCCAGAAACCCCGCAUGUCCAACACGGCCUUCAUUGUGGUCCACUUUGCUGAUAAGGUGGAGUACCUUUCAGAUGGUUUUCUGGAGAAAAACAGAGACACGGUGUAUGAAGAGCAGAUCAACAUCCUGAAGGCCAGCAAGUUCCCACUAGUGGCUGAUUUGUUUCAUGAUGACAAAGACUCUGUUCCUGCCACCACUGCAUCUGGCAAGGGCUCAUCCUCAAAGAUCAACAUUCGCUCUGCCAGACCCCCUCUGAAAGUCUCCAACAAGGAACACAAGAAAACCGUGGGCCACCAGUUCCGUACCUCCCUGCAUCUGCUCAUGGAGACCCUGAAUGCCACGACCCCACACUACGUGCGCUGCAUCAAGCCAAAUGAUGAGAAGCUCCCCUUCCACUUUGACCCAAAGAGAGCAGUGCAGCAGCUCAGAGCAUGUGGGGUGUUGGAGACCAUCCGAAUCAGUGCAGCCGGCUACCCAUCCAGGUGGGCCUACCACGACUUCUUCAACCGGUAUCGGGUGCUGGUCAAGAAGAGAGAGCUCGCCAACACAGACAAAAAGGCCAUCUGCAGAUCUGUCCUGGAAAGCCUCAUCAAGGAUCCCGACAAGUUCCAGUUUGGCCGCACCAAGAUCUUUUUCCGGGCAGGCCAGGUGGCUUACCUGGAGAAGCUUCGGGCUGACAAGUUCCGGGCAGCCACGAUCAUGAUCCAGAAAACUGUCCGGGGCUGGCUGCAGAAGGUGAAAUACCGCAGGCUGAAGGCCACUACCUUAACUCUGCAGCGGUAUUGCCGAGGGCUCCUGGCCCGCAGGCUGGCCGAGCAUCUGCGGAGGACACGAGCAGCCAUCAUGCUCCAGAAGCAGUACCGCAUGCGGAGGGCCCGCCUGGCCUUCCAGAGGGUCCACAGGGCCACCGUCACCAUCCAGGCCUUCACUCGGGGCAUGUUCGUGCGGAGAAUCUACCAGCAGGUCCUCAUGGAGCACAAGGCCACCAUCCUCCAGAAGCACGUGCGGGGCUGGGUGGCACGUAGGCGCUUUCAGCGGCUGCGGGGCGCGGCCAUCGUCAUCCAGUGUGCCUUCCGCAUGCUUAAGGCCAAGCAGGAGCUGAAGGCCCUCAAGAUCGAGGCCCGCUCAGCAGAGCACCUGAAACGUCUCAACGUGGGCAUGGAGAACAAGGUGGUCCAGCUGCAGCGGAAGAUUGAUGACCAGAACAAAGAGUUCAAGACUCUGUCGGAGCAGUUGUCGGCGGUCACCUCCACACACACCAUGGAGGUAGAGAAGUUGAAGAAGGAGCUGGCCCGCUACCAGCAGAGCCAAGGUGAGGACGGCAGCCUGAGGCUGCAGGAGGAGGUGGAGAGGCUGCGGGCGGAGCUGCAGAGGGCCCACUCAGAGCGCAAGAUCCUGGAGGACGCCCACACCAAGGAGAAGGACGAGCUGAGAAAGCGCGUUGCAGACCUGGAGGAAGAAAAUGCUCUCUUAAAAGAUGAAAAAGAACAGCUUAACAACCAAAUCCUGUGCCAAGCGAAAGACGAAUCUGCCCACAACUCUGCCAAGGAAAAUCUGAUGAAGAGGGAGCUGGAGGAGGAGCGCUCCCGGUACCAGAACCUCGUGAAGGAAUAUUCACGGUUGGAGCAGAGAUACGACAACCUUCGGGAUGAGAUGACCAUCAUCAAGCAAACCCCAGGGCACAGGCGGAACCCAUCAAACCAGAGCAGUUUGGAAUCUGACUCUAAUUACCCCUCCAUCUCCACAUCUGAGGUCGGAGACACAGAGGAUGCCCUCCAACAGGUGGAGGACAUCGGCCUGGAAAAGGCGGCCAUGGACAUGACCGUCUUCCUGAAACUGCAGAAGAGAGUGCGCGAGCUGGAGCAGGAGAGGAAGAAACUGCAGGUGCAGCUGGAGAAGAGGGAGCAGCAGGACAGCCGGAAGGUCCAGGUGGAACAAGCAAAGAAUGACCUGGAUUUGGACCAGGAUGCAGAUCUAGCCUACAAUAGUCUGAAGAGGCAAGAGCUAGAGUCAGAGAACAAGAAGCUGAAGAACGACCUGAAUGAGCUGAGGAAAGCCGUGGCUGACCAAGCCACACAGAACAACUCCAGCCACAGCUCCCCCGACAGCUACAGCCUGCUGCUGAACCAGCUCAAGCUGGCCAACGAGGAGCUUGAGGUUCGCAAGGAGGAGGUGCUCAUCCUGAGGACGCAGAUUGUCAGCGCCGACCAGCGCCGACUCGCCGGCAAGAGCACGGAGCCGAACAUUAAUGCCAGAACAAGUUGGCCUAACAGUGAGAAGCAUGUAGAUCAGGAAGAUGCCAUCGAGGCCUAUCAUGGGGUCUGCCAGACAAACAGCAAGACUGAGGAUUGGGGAUAUUUGAAUGAAGAUGGAGAGCUCGGCUUGGCCUACCAAGGCCUAAAGCAAGUUGCCAGGUUGCUGGAGGCCCAGCUGCAGGCCCAGAGCCGCGAGCAUGAGGAGGAGGUGGAGGGGCUCCGGGCCCAGGUGGAAGCCCUGAAGGAGGAACUGGACAAGCAGCAGCAGACCUUCUGCCAGACGCUGCUGCUCUCCCCAGAGGCCCAGGUGGAAUUUGGCGUCCAGCAGGAGAUAUCCCGGCUCACCAAUGAGAACCUGGACCUUAAAGAACUGGUAGAAAAGCUGGAAAAGAAUGAGAGGAAGCUCAAGAAGCAGCUGAAGAUUUACAUGAAGAAAGUCCAGGACCUAGAAGCUGCCCAGGCGCUGGCCCAGAGUGAGAGGAGACGCCAUGAACUCACAGGCAGGUCCACUGUCCAGCGGAAGGAGAAGGACUUCCAGGGCAUGCUGGAGUACCAUAAGGAAGAUGAGGCCCUUCUCAUUCGGAACCUGGUGACAGACCUGAAGCCGCAGGCGCUGGCGGGCACUGUGCCCUGUCUUCCUGCCUACAUUCUCUACAUGUGCAUCAGGCACGCAGAUUACGUCAACGACGACCUCAAGGUGCACUCCUUGCUGACCUCCACCAUCAACGGCAUUAAGAAAGUGGUGCAGAAGCACAAUGAUGACUUCGAGAUGACAUCAUUCUGGUUAUCCAAUACCUGCCGCCUCCUUCAUUGUUUGAAGCAGUAUAGCGGGGAUGAGGGCUUCAUGACUCAGAAUACUGAGCAGAAUGACACGGUCUUAAAGAACUUUGACCUCACUGAAUACCGCCAGGGGCUGAGUGACCUUUCCAUUCUCUACCAGCAACUCAUUAAAAUCGCCGAGGGUGUGUUGCAGCCUAUGAUAGUUUCUGCCAUGUUGGAAAAUGAGAGCAUUCAGGGUCUAUCUGGUGUGAAGCCAACAGGCUACCGCAAGCGCUCCUCCAGCAUGGUGGAUGGGGACAACUCCUACUGCCUGGAAGCCGUCAUCCGCCAGAUGAAUUCCUUUCACACAGUCAUGUGUGACCAGGGCCUGGACCCGGAGAUCAUCCUGCAGGUGUUCAAGCAGCUCUUCUACAUGAUCAACGCUGUGACUCUCAACAACCUGCUCCUGCGGAAGGACGUCUGCUCUUGGAGCACAGGCAUGCAGCUCAGGUACAAUAUAAGUCAACUUGAAGAGUGGCUUCGGGGAAGAAACCUUCACCAGAGCGGAGCAGUCCAGACCAUGGAACCUCUGAUCCAAGCAGCCCAGCUCCUACAGUUAAAGAAGAACCCUGAGGACGCAGAGGCCAUCUGCUCGCUGUGCACCUCCCUCAGCACCCAACAGAUUGUCAAAAUUUUAAACCUUUAUACUCCCCUGAAUGAAUUUGAAGAACGGGUAACCGUGGCCUUUAUACGAACAAUCCAGGCACAACUACAAGAGCGGAAUGACCCUCAGCAACUGCUGUUAGACUUCAAGCACAUGUUUCCAGUGUUGUUUCCAUUUAACCCAUCCUCUCUGACCAUGGACUCCAUCCACAUCCCAGCAUAUCUCAAUCUGGAGUUCCUCAAUGAGGUCUGACAAGACACCUUCCCACCUUUGGCUCCAUUUCCAAUGAGAGCAAGAAGGAAAUCUAUACUGUAAAGUGAAUUCAAGGAUCUAUUAAAUCUUUAAAAGUGGAUCACAUCAGAGACUGAGAACCUGCACAGAGUGCUGAACUAUACGAAAUAAGACACAUCUGUCAUUAUUUUUUGUACCUACUACUCAGAAUAAAACACUUGAAAUAUG